Messenger RNA from Plectropomus leopardus (leopard coralgrouper), 543 nucleotides. Lineage: Eukaryota; Metazoa; Chordata; Actinopteri; Perciformes; Serranidae. The record is from RefSeq and is a predicted model, not a curated record.
GGAGGAGGAGGAGGAGGGGAAGCCAGCCAGGAGGGUGAGGAGAAACCAGACAGACCGAUUUCAUUCUCCACACCCUCCUUACCAGUUGACACUGGCCAGAAACGACUGAGGAGGGAGAAGCGUUUCUUCAGGAAGAGUGUGGAGAUUUGUGAGGAGGACGAUGAGGUGGAGGUGUCCCCAGAGGCGCCCCACAGUGCCCCUCACCUGGAGCUGCGCUCCUCAGACACAGUUUUCACCAGCAGUGCCCAGCAGCAAGGGGCUGCUUCAUCCUGUGCUGCUAUGGGUCAUGACCCAUCCUUCCCCAUCUCCAGCCAGGAGCCAGGCAAGGAUGCAUCUUCCUCUGCAACUGCCCAGAGGGGGAAGGAGAGGGACCGUGAGCAGGAGGAGGAGGCCGAGAUGAAGGCUGUGGCAACCUCCCCUGGAGGCAGGUUCCUCAAGUUUGACAUUGAAUUGGGCAGAGGAGCCUUUAAGACUGUGUAUAAAGGCCUGGACACAGAGACAUGGGUGGAGGUGGCUUGGUGUGAACUUCAGAGAUCUGCUUAG